Molecule: messenger RNA, 2047 nt
Organism: Erinaceus europaeus (western European hedgehog)
Lineage: Eukaryota; Metazoa; Chordata; Mammalia; Eulipotyphla; Erinaceidae
Gene: ADGRE1
Product: adhesion G protein-coupled receptor E1
Exons: 15
Coding region: 1-1962 (653 amino acids)
Biological process (GO): cell surface receptor signaling pathway; adenylate cyclase-activating G protein-coupled receptor signaling pathway
Cellular component (GO): membrane
Molecular function (GO): G protein-coupled receptor activity; calcium ion binding
Source: RefSeq, a predicted model, not a curated record
AUGCCCACUGACCCACCGUGCCUGGUACCCUGCAAUGAGCAUUUCGUCUUGUUUCCCACAGCCUUCUACCUUUCCUGCCCUGCCAAUGCCAUCCGCCAAAACAGCACCUUCUGUGUUUGUCAGGACGGAUUUCAGUCAUCCAAGACGGGCGGGAAAUACAUCUUCUCACAUGAAGAGCAAUGUGAAGAUGUGGACGAGUGUGAGACGGGGCUGGCCAGGUGCAAGGACCGUGCUUACUGCAGAAACAGAAUCGGGGGUUACCACUGCAGCUGCGUCCCCAACAGUCACCUGUUCAACUGGGUGGCCGGCAUCUUCACACUGGACUACUCUCAGUGCUAUGAGACCCCAUCUGAGGCCACACCGCCCUUAAAGGAUUACUGGGACGAGCUGAGGGCCGGGAGCAGGGAGGAUGUGAGAAGGGCAGCCGCUCAGAAAUUGCAGCAGCUGGAGCUGUUUGUCUGGAACACCAGCUUCGCCUCCCCCGGGAAGGGCAGCAACACCCAGCUGGGCAUCGUCUACGAAACCAAGCGGUGCAGCAAGAAACAGAAGAAGACUUUUCUGGAAGCAGGAAACAACACCAUGGAUAUCGACUGUGCAGACGCUUACGGGACAUUCCCCAAAGCUAGGAGUGCGGUGGCCCUCAUUGCUUACCGCUCGCUGGGGGAUAUUCUGAACGGAUCCUUUUUCCUGGAGGGGAAAGGGCUGCGGGAAGUGACGUUGAAGUCUCAGAUUAUGAGUGGGACCAUCGGGCUGGAGAGAAGGGUGCAGCUGUCGGAGCCUGUAUUCCUAACCUUCCAACAUACUCAACCCGGUGACAACAAAGAAACAAAACACAUCUGUGUCUACUGGGCAGAGGCGGAGCAAGGAGGCAGCUGGUCGACCCAGGGCUGCUCGUACGUGAGCAGCAAUGACUCCUACACGACCUGCAAAUGUUUCCACCUGUCCAGCUUUGCUGUCCUCGUGGCCCUGUCCCCCAAGGAGGACCCUGUGCUGGACGUCAUCACCUCCGUGGGGCUGGGCCUCUCUCUGCUCUGCCUCCUCCUGGCAGCCCUCACCUUCCUGCUGUGCAAAGCCAUCCAGAACACCAGCACCUCCCUCCACCUGCAGCUCUCGCUCUGCCUCUCCUUGGCCCACCUGCUCUUCCUCACGGGAAUCACUCGCACGGAGCCUCAGUGGCUGUGCUCCGUCAUCGCUGGGCUGCUGCACUAUCUGUACCUGGCAGCCUUUACCUGGAUGUUCCUGGAAGGGCUUCACCUCUUCUUCACGGUCAGGAACCUCAAGGUGGCCAACUACAGCAGCACAGGCAGAUUCAAGAAGAGGUUCCUGUACCCUGUGGGCUAUGGGGUCCCUGCCAUGACCGUGGCUGUGUCUGCAGCGGUAGGCUAUCAAAACUACGGAACCUAUACUCACUGCUGGCUCAAGUAUGAUAAAGGGUUCAUCUGGGGUUUCAUGGGACCCGUGGCUGUCAUCAUCCUGAUAAACUUGUCAUUCUACUUUCAAAUCCUGUGGAUUCUGAGAACCAGACUUGCCUCCCUCAAUAAAGAAGUUUCCACAAUUCAGGACACCAGAGUCAUGACUUUCAAGGCCAUCGCCCAGCUGUUCAUCUUGGGCUGUUCUUGGGGCGUUGGCUUCUUCAUGGUGGAGGAAGUGGGGGAGACGAUUGGCUUGGCUCUCGCCUACCUGUUCACCAUCAUCAACGUCCUCCAGGGCGUUGUGCUCUUUAUCGUCCACUGUCUCCUGAAUCACCAGGUACGCACGGAGUUCAGGAGGUGGGUCCGCAGGCUGCGGGGAGACGCCGGCCAGGACAGCACUGAGGGGUCUCGCUCCACGACCCAGACCCAGACCAGGACGGAGGAACCCGCCAAACCAGCAGAAAGAAUCCAGAGAGGAGAGCCAGCAUCUGUUGAGCCCCAGUACCAGACCCACAUCAUCACUGUCUCCUGGAACAGGACCUUGCAGUGACCUUUCGGUGGGCACCCACCUCCCCCCACCCCAAUGCCAGAUUAGGGGUGACUCAGCACCCUAGAAAUCAGUCAUCUCCCCCCUU